AUGGGGACGGCGGCGGGGCUGGCUCUGGCGGCCGUGCUGGCCGCGUUCGUGCUGUGCGGGCCCGGGGCGCUCGCCGGGCGCGUCCUCAGCGGUCAAAAGGUGUGCUAUGGUGCCUUCAAGCGUUCAUGUUACAAGUUAGCCUAUUUCCAGGACUUGUCUAGACGCGUGGGCUUUCAGGAGGCCCGCCAAGCUUGUGAGAUGGAUGGUGGGGCUUUACUGAGCUUGGAAAGCGAAGCUGAGCAGCAACUGAUAGAAAACAUGUUACAGAACCUCACUAAGUCAGGCUCUGGGAUUUCUGAUGGUGAUUUCUGGAUCGGGCUCUGGAGGAGUGGCGACGGACUGGCCACGUCAAGUGUUUGCCCCGACCUCUACCAGUGGGCUGAUGGAAGUAUUUCACCCUUCAGAAAUUGGUAUACAGAUGAGCCUUCCUGUGGAAGUGAAGCCUGUGUGGUGAUGUAUCAUCAGCCAACUGCAAACCCUGGUCUGGGAGGGCCAUACCUUUAUCAGUGGAAUGAUGAUAGAUGCAACAUGAAGCACAAUUUUAUCUGCAAAUAUGCCCCAGAUUAUGUCUUAGAAAAAGAAUUAGGAGACAGAGCAGAGCCAGAUUACGAUACUAUUCCAACAGUCCCAGCAGGAAAUCCUUAUGACACAAGCAAACCAGAAGAUCAGUAUCACAUUAUUGCUACUGAAACAGGUAUAAUUCCGAAUCUAAUUUAUGUUGUAAUACCUACUAUACCACUACUGCUGUUGAUACUGGUGGCUUUUGGGACUUGCUGUUUCCAGAUGCUUCAUAAAAGUAAAGGAAGAACAAAAACCAGUCCAAACCAGUCCACACUAUGGAUUUCAAAGACGCCUAGGAAGGACAGUAGCAUGGAGGUAUAAUGAUUUACUGACUGAAAAGAAGGCAAAAAUAACAUUUUGCAGUGAGGCUGUAUUUAUAAUGUCGUCAAAGAACGUUAGCUUGGAAUGGCUUGAAAAUGCAAAGGAUCUACAAGAAUGAACUGUAAGCUCCCCCUUGAGGCAAAUGUUCAGAUCAUUUUUAUAUAACGUUUAUUAAUUCAGUAACAAAAUAUGCCAUGCUAAAUAAAGGGUAUGUGUUUAUUUUGCUAAGAGAUGUGUUUAGCUAGUUGUGAGCAAUGAAAUGAACGGAGCGUUUGAAGUUUUUAUGGGGAAAUAUCCACAAUGUAUAUUGGUUUUAAGACUGUUUGUAGUUAAACAAACCCUCUUUGUUUUCUUUAGUCUCUCAUGCAUUGUAACCUAGUUGAUGUACUGUAAAUGGAACUGACAAUUUUACAGUGUAACAAUUAUUUAUCUUUGCAUAAAAGUUUGAUAC
Molecule: messenger RNA, 1333 nt
Organism: Empidonax traillii (willow flycatcher)
Lineage: Eukaryota; Metazoa; Chordata; Aves; Passeriformes; Tyrannidae
Gene: CHODL
Product: chondrolectin
Exons: 7
Coding region: 1-882 (293 amino acids)
Biological process (GO): positive regulation of axonogenesis
Cellular component (GO): cytoplasm
Source: RefSeq, a predicted model, not a curated record